Messenger RNA from Ipomoea nil (Japanese morning glory), 702 nucleotides. RefSeq lists its product as uncharacterized. The transcript has 2 exons. The coding region runs from base 1 to 702 and encodes 233 amino acids. The record is from RefSeq and is a predicted model, not a curated record. Lineage: Eukaryota; Viridiplantae; Streptophyta; Magnoliopsida; Solanales; Convolvulaceae.
AUGGCGGUCAUGAUGAUGACAGGUGUCAAUGACGCCAUCAUGUGUCGCAGCUUCUGCACAACUCUGGAUGGCCAGGCUCAAGAUUGGUUCGGGUCCUUACCGGGGGAGUCCAUCCCCACUUUCGCCGUCCUAGCUAAGAAGUUUAUGUCACACUUCGCUGGCAGCAUACAACGAAGGAAGCAGUUCGCCGACCAGUGCUACCUGAAGCAACACAAGUCGGAGACCUUGACGGAGUCUAAUUUCGACGAAAGGUCCGCCAUCCUGUUCUUCACCAACAACCUCAGGUCCGGUCUUUUCCACAGCGACCUCGUCUGGAACGAGCCCAAGACGUACACGGAGCUAAUGGACCGCGCCGCGCGGUAUGUCAAUGCCAAGGCGGCAGAGAAGAGGAAGAAAGAGGAGGAGGAGGGCCGGGGCCGGAGCGACAAGGCGCCUCAACCUCAAGAGGACCGUCGCCCAUCACGGUCACGCCGUGAUCGGGGUCCCCGUCUAGCCCCACUACGACACCUGACCCCAUUGACACAGCCCGUGACCGUUAUUCUGGACCAUGUGGAGGACAUGGGCAUCGUGUCGUUCCCCGAGGAAUGCUUAAAGAUCUCCCCCAAGGACGACCCGAAGAAAUACUGUCGUUUCCAUCGGCAGCGCGGGAACGACACGGACGAGUGUAUGGUCCUCAAGAGACAGAUCGAGGAGCUCAUCUAG